Molecule: messenger RNA, 476 nt
Organism: Rhagoletis pomonella (apple maggot)
Lineage: Eukaryota; Metazoa; Arthropoda; Insecta; Diptera; Tephritidae
Source: RefSeq, a predicted model, not a curated record
AACAUAAAUACAUCAACAUUUUUUAAACAAAUGAAAUGUUGUUUAGAAUCGCGUAGCGGAACUUCUUUGCAUAUAAAAGCCCAUCAAAACAAAAAAGCAGUUCUAAAUGGAUUCUAGUCACCAAAUAAAUGUACCUUUGCGAUCCGGUGGCAAAAAAAUUAAAAAACGGAGGGAGCUUGAUGCGCUUAUAGCACAUUCCUUUGGGAAAAAACAAACUAUCCGACGUAAUAAUUUAAAUAGGCUCUCGCAAGAUAAAUUACUAUCUGCAUCAACUGAUGAUGCUGAGGACUAUACUUGGAUACAACUGAACAGACCCAAAAACGCUAGGAGUGCAAACCGUUGUCAGAAUCGUAAAAGUAUGAUCUGCAAGCGCUUGCUAAUGUUCAUAGCAAGUAUCUUUUUAAUAGGACUUCUUUAUUGGAUGUAUUUGGAUUUACGACAAGAAAUAUAUGAUUAUAGACAAAAACUUGAAGAAG